This is a messenger RNA of Serpula lacrymans var. lacrymans S7.9, 1677 nucleotides long. RefSeq lists its product as uncharacterized. The coding region runs from base 1 to 1677 and encodes 558 amino acids. Lineage: Eukaryota; Fungi; Basidiomycota; Agaricomycetes; Boletales; Serpulaceae. The transcript has 5 exons. The record is from RefSeq and is a predicted model, not a curated record.
AUGGCUCCCCUCACAACUACUCGUCUUUCUCAGUCUGUUUCCACAGGACUGGGCCGUCACCUUGUUAGUCCACGCAAACCUCGAGGCAAGCGGAAAUCACAAGUACUUUUCAAGAUGCCAUUCCAAGAUUCCAAACGGCGUGAACUACUGGCCAACCUGGAACGGUUGAUGAAGGGUGAGGAGCCUGAGCCCAAACCCCAACCAUCGUCGACAAAUCAUGUAAAAACGGAAGAAGACUCCACUCUGGAUAUCUUCGGACGAUGGUACAAGCUUCUCAAGCGCCCUAAAACUCUCGAGCUGUCCGCUAAACGUCUUCAUGGCAGCUGGAAGAGAUUAAUACCAACACUCAUUAGGCCCCAGUUGGACUAUCGCGCAAGGACAUUCGGCAAGACUGUCGAUGCUCCUUUGGAGACCCUUUCCCUGUGUACCAAACGUUGCAGUCCUCACAAGCGGGUCCCAGUAAUCUGUCUGUUUUUCGAUCAGAUACUCAGCUGCCCAUGUUCAACCCUUCCACAAAUCCUCGUUCACCACGGCCUCUUUCCCACAGCACCAUCCCAGCCUCGCUUGGCCAUCUCAAUCGAGCUUCUAUCAUUUUAUCGCGCCCUUUUCGAGCGAUCUCGUGGCGCGACCAAAGCCCUUUCCUCCGCUCUCCAUACGCAUUAUUGGCGGAGAGGAUUUAAAAUGACGAACUCACAGAACCUUUGCGACGCAGCCUCGGACAUGCUGUACAAUGGUUUCGACACCUUGCAAGUUGAGAUCGAACGGCACGUCGAUAAUACGAUGCAACACGGCCGCAAUCCGCCGCCCCCUCAUGCAGAAAUCAUACUGCCCUCCCACAUAGACACGCCCCCGCCUUCUCCUUCAGACGAUGUCCCAUCGCCUCGUCAGGCUUCUGUCGAAGCUGAUACAGUCCCUUCAGCAAGCCACAUUCCGCCCCCGCCUCCGGAAAACUCCCGUACUAUUCACCCCCCUCCCUCUGUGUUGUCCAACAGGCUGAGAGCCAUUGAAGAAAACCGUGUUACUAUACGCAAGCAAGAUGGUGAGGGCUUUUCUGCGGAAGUGGCGCCGCGGAGAGCAGAUGGUGGAUCCUAUCCCUACUAUCGCUAUGCGCCUGACUUUGUGCAUAGGCCAUCGUACCCCCCUGACCCCUAUUGGCAGGAGCUCCGCCAAAUGCCUGGACCAAUGCACAUCGCUCCCUACGGUCACUACUACCAACAUGGUGCAUAUGGUGUCGAAGGGACAUACCGCAUGCCAUUACAGGAUGCUCCAGGGAGUUUUCUGUCCCCCUAUGGUGGUAUGUAUGGGCGUAGUGCCUCUCACCCCUACAUGCACGGGUGGGACACUCCCCAGCCCGACUUGCAUCGACGCGGCACUCUUCACGAGGGCAUGCACGGACGCAUGUUUUAUCCUGAGGCUGGCUCGUCUUACAGUAUCAGAGAGCCAAUGUUGCCUGGUUACUAUUACCCCGAGAGCCAGCGUGGAAGAUAUGGUGGGCGUAUACCAUCUGCGCCUGUGAGAGGCUUGCAUGCCAAUGAACCCGCGCUUAUUCCAGGAUCAUCUGAAGCCCGUGUACCGCCCACUGGACGAACAGCAGAGUUCACGGCUACUCGCCUACCUGCUGCUCAGCCUAAAAAUGAUGUUGCAAACGGAGAUCCCGAGAACGUGAACCUCCCGUAG